Molecule: messenger RNA, 1572 nt
Organism: Tuber melanosporum (Perigord truffle)
Lineage: Eukaryota; Fungi; Ascomycota; Pezizomycetes; Pezizales; Tuberaceae
Exons: 6
Coding region: 175-1539 (454 amino acids)
Biological process (GO): dephosphorylation
Cellular component (GO): fungal-type vacuole membrane
Molecular function (GO): alkaline phosphatase activity
Source: RefSeq, a predicted model, not a curated record
CCACAAUACCCUCUUUCUUCCUUGAUCUUAGGCUGUGGAUAUGAACACUAGGAUCUUGUUUCUGAUUGCCCUGAGUGCUUUUGUCGCCAUCGCUGGGGCGGGCAGAGGUGGGGGUCAUAAGAAGGCUAGGAAUUUUAUCAUGGUAUUGAUGGAUUUGGUCCCGCUUCAGAGACCAUGGCUCGCGAUUGGAUUCACUGGAAGGACAAUUCCACCAAGGGAUUGCCAAUCGAUGAGAUGAUGAUUGGCCAAAUUCGCACUCGUUCUAGCGAUUCGUACGUCACCGACUCGGCCAGUUCUGCGACAGCGUACUCGUGCGGUAUCAAGACUUUCAAUGGGGGAAUAGCCGUUGAUGAUGAUCAAGAGCCCUGUGGAACUGUUUUGGAAGCUGCUAAGCUUAAGGGAUUCAUGACUGGGCUUAUUGUUACUAGCAGAAUCACUCAUGCUACUCCGGCAUCUUAUGUAGCUCACAUCUAUGAUCGCGAUAAGGAAGCAAACAUUGCCUUGCAGGAAAUUGGGUACACUCAUCCGUUGGGGAGAACUGUUGAUAUCUUGAUGGGUGGCGGAAGAUGCUAUUUUACCCCUCAGAAAACUGCUUCCUCGUGUAGAAAGGAUGAUAUCGAUGCUCUUGCUAUCGCUAGAACUUUGGGGUACACAGUUUUCGAGGACAGGGCCACCUUCGAUAAGGAUGUUAAUCUACCUUACCUUGGAUUGUUUACUCAGGACCACAUGUCCUACGAAAUUGACCGUGACCCGAAGAAGGAACCUUCGUUAACCGAGAUGGCCAUCAAGGGGUUGAAUGAUUUGUACAAGGCGACCAAGAAGUCCAAGGAAGGCUUCUUUGUUUUGGUUGAGGCUUCCCGAAUUGAUCAUGCUGGCCACGCAAAUGAUCCGACUGGCCAUCUCCACGACAUUCUUGAGUACAACCACGCCAUGGAUGCUAUGCGCGAAUGGAUCGAUGAACAUGACGAUUCCCCCACCGUUCUCAUCUCAACUGCUGACCACGAAUGCGGUGGUUUGACACUCGGCUACGUGAUUGAUGGUGCUCCUGAGUACUGGUUCGCGCCUGGAUAUUUUGAGAACUCAAAGAGCUCUACCGAGAAGCUUUCCCGUGACUGGAAGGCCGCUACAACCACUGACCUUGCUCGAUACGCCCGCGACAACAUUUUCAAACCAUACGGAAUCAUGUCACCCACCAACGAUGAAAUUUCCCGCGCAAUCGCCCUCAGGAAUACCACUUCUGGUUUUGGGGUUUUCCUUGGUCAGGCUUUCAGCGAGAGACUUGGUGUUCAUUGGGCUACUCUGGGGCACUCUGCCGUUGACGUUACCCUCUAUGGACACGGAGUCAACCACAAGGACUUUGCGGGCCAACAUGAAAACACUGAGGUUGCGGAAUUCGUCGCCAAGCAACUCGACUUGGACCUUGAUCCUAUCACCGAGAGGCUUAGGAAAAAUGCUUCCUGGGUUAGGGAUAACGUCAAGCCCCAGCCUGGGCAGACGGCGAGACUGAAGGGCAGGGAUGUUGCUAGAAACCAUCAUUAGUUUAGUGAAUUCACUAGAGCUGGGUCGGUUAAA